Molecule: messenger RNA, 6153 nt
Organism: Pocillopora damicornis (cauliflower coral)
Lineage: Eukaryota; Metazoa; Cnidaria; Anthozoa; Scleractinia; Pocilloporidae
Cellular component (GO): extracellular region; extracellular matrix
Molecular function (GO): protein binding; chitin binding
Source: RefSeq, a predicted model, not a curated record
UUCCCGAAAAAUAGCGAUAGUUAGGAUAGAAACAAGUUCGGCACAAGAGGCAUUACCAGAAAUGUUAGCAAGUGCCUCGCAAAAAUCAGCCGGCAUUAAGGUGGCAGCAAGCUCUCCACCUGCAGCCUUAUCAUCUCUCGUAAAAACAAAUUCCCUGCCAUUAUCAGUACCUGUAGAGAUGACAGCAAGUCUCCCAACGCCAGUGCGGCCAACAAAUAUGACAAUUAGUUCCGUACCACCAAUGCCAAAACAAACUGCAUCUUCCCUUACCACAGUGAUAGCCUCAACAGUGCAGUCAACAAUUUCACUGAAAGCGUCAUCAAAAACACUAGAAACUCCAUUAUUAGCAUCAUUAGCAUCACCAGCAUCAACAGCAUCGCCAGCAUCAAUAGCAUCAACAGCAUCAACAGUAACAACAGCAUCAACAGCAUCAUCAGUAUCACCAGUAAAAACAUCAUCAACAGCAUCACCAGCAUCACCUGCAUCACCAGCAUCAACAAUAUCACCUGCAUCAUCAGCAUCAACAACAUCAACAGUAACAACAGCAUCAACUGCAUCACCUGCAUCACCUGCAUCAUCAGCAUCACUAGCAUCAACAGUAACAACAGCAUCACCUGCAUUCCCAGCAUCACCAGUAACGACAGCAUCAACAGCAUCACCAGCAUCAACAGCAUCACCAGCAUCACCAGCAUCAACAGCAUCACCAGCAUCAACAGCAUCACCAGCAUCAACAGCAUCACCAGCAUUAACAGCAUCACCAGCAUCAACAGCAUCACCAGCAUCAACAGCAUCACCAGCAUCAAAGGAAACAUUAGAAACUCCAUUAUUAGCAUCAUUAGCAUCACCAUCAUCAACAGCAUCACCAGCAUCAACAGCGUCACCUGCAUUCCCAGCAUCAUCAGUAACAACAGCAUCAAAAACAUCACCAGCAUCAAUGGCAUCAACAGCAUCACCAGCAUCAACAGCAUCACCUGCAUCACCAGCAUCACCUGCAUCACCUGCUAUACCAGCAUCAACAGCAUCACCUGCAUCAUCAGCAUCAACAACAUCAACAGUAACAACAGCAUCAACAUCAUCACCUGCAUCACCUGCAUCACCUGUAUCACCUGCAUCACCAGCAUCAUCUGCAUCACCAGCAUCACUAGCAUCAACAGUAACAACAGCGUCACCUGCAUUCCCAGCAUCACCAGUAACGACAGCAUCAACAACAUCACCAGCAUCAAUGGCAUCAACAGCAUCACCAGCAUCACCAGCAACAACAGCAUCACCAGCAUCACCUGCAUCACUAGCAUCACUAGCAUCACUAGCAUCACCAGCAUCACUAGCAUCACCAGCAUCAACAAUAACAACAGCAUCGCCUGCAUCACCAGCAUUAACAGCAUCACCAGUAACGACAGCAUCAACAGUAUCACCAGUAACGACAGCAUUAGCAGCAUCACCAGCAUCACCAGCAUUACCAGUAACGACAGCAUCAAUAGCUUCAUCAGCAUCAACAAUAUCACAAGCAUCUACAGCAUUAAGGGCAUCACCAGCAUCAACUAUUACAACAAAACUAUUAAUUUCAACAAACAUCAAGCCACAAAAUACAAGCAUUGUUACAAUUACUCCUUUGCAAUGCCCUCCCAACAUGGUGUACACUCCUUGUAAAUCAAUCUGUGAUGAGUCCUGUCAGUACAUGAACAACACGUGCAGAAAGACACUUGCAAUACCUUGUGUACCCGGAUGCAAGUGCCCCGGUGAAACAGUGUUUAAUGGCACAAAUUGUGUUAAACCAGCAGAUUGCAUUUGUUUCCAUAAAGGAAAGUACUAUGAUCCAGGCUCCACAUGGAAUGAUACUUGUGAUGAGUGCCAGUGUUGGAAUAAUAGUGUCAUCUGCCGACCUGUUCGUUGUCCUCCCCAGCUCGUUCCUUGUCCUAACAAUUCCAUGGCUUUGAUAUCUCCUGGACAAUGCUGUCAAUCUUGUGUAGUACCUGAAAAUGAAACAAAAUGUAUUUCACCCGAGUACAAAUGCAGAGAUCAUAGCAAAUGCAUUACCAAACACUGGGUUUGUGACGGACAAAAUGAUUGUAAAGACGGCGAAGACGAGGGAAAUUGCACCACCAGUAUAUCACCGUGUUUUGCAUCCUUAGGAUUGUCAGAUCGAGCGCCAGAUCAUUCCUUCGCAGCCUCGUCUUCUGCCAGUGUAUAUUACCGACCGAGUGAGGGACGACUUAAUAAUACUCAUGAUAAAGGAAAGGGAAACGGUUCCUGGUGCCCCAAACCUGACGAUACAGAACCAUAUCUGCAGGUCCAGCUGGACUCCUUACGGAAGGUGACCGCGGUAGCAACCCAAGGACAUCCAUUUCUUCACAAAUGGGUGACAUUGUUUCGAAUGUCAUAUAGUCGGAAUGGAGUUACCUGGACCAAAAUACAAAAGGCAUUCCACGCGAACAGGGACCAAACUUCCGUUGUUACAAACAAGUUUCCACAGUCAGUUAAGGCUCUUUACCUGCGAGUGUACCCAAUCCAGUCACACACCGAUCCAUGUCUGCGGCUGGAGUUCUACGGCUGCAACAUUAAGGUCGACGUUCCGCCUAUUUGUCCUGAAGUUAGAUGUAACAACAGUAAGUGUAUUAAUCACGAGAACGUUUGUGACGGACGAGAUGAUUGCGGUGAUGGCUCAGACGAGAUGACAUGCAACCCUUCUACACCAUGUGCAGAAUUUCACUGUGAUAACAACACCAAGUGCAUUUCCUUCAAAUCUCUAUGUGAUGGCCACAAGGAUUGUUCAGACGGUCAGGACGAGACUCAAUGUCCAACUCCAGCCGGUUCAGCAGGAAUCACGCGCACUCUAACACAUGCCACCCUGCGGAUAACGGCAAGGAUAGCAACUCUCGUCUCAACCAUCAACCGAAGUUCCCCGAGCAAAACUACGACCCCUCGAUUAACAACGGAAAUGAUGUCACCCGUUUCAGAGAUGAUGUCACCCGUGUCGAAGAUGUUGUCAACUGUGUCAAAGAUGAUGUCAUCUGUGUCGAUUAGGAUGUCAUCCAUGUCGGAAAUGAUGCCACCCGUGUCGAAAAUGAUGUCACCCGUGUCGAUUAGGAUGUCAUCCGUGACGGAGAUGAUAUCACCCGUGUCAAAAAUGAUGUCACCCGUGCCGCAGAUGAUGUCACCCGUGUCAGAGAUGGAGUCACCCGUGUCGCAGAUAAUGUCGCCCGUGUCGGAGACGGUGUCACCCGUGUCGCAGUUAACGUCACAUGUCUCGGAGAUUAUGUCAACCACAUCGGAGGUUAUGUCACCCUUGUCGGAGAUACGAGCGCUUCCUAGUCAAGCUACAGCAAAAAUGAGUUCUAUUAGCUUACCAGAGAGCACGAAGAUGGUCAUAACACCUUCAACUUUGUCUGUUGGCACCUCAAUGGUGAGGAGAAAGGAGUGCGGAAAAGAAUGCAUCUGUAGGAUGGACUGCUAUAGCAAAAUCAAUUGUGAACGUGGUGCCAAUUGUCCAUCUUGCAUCUGUGACAAUGGUACGCUAAAGUGGCAAAAUCGAUGUGUUGUACCCAUGCCUGAGCCAUGCUUGCCUCUAUGUGACAUCAAAGGACACGAAUUUCCGAUCAAGGAUACAAUACAUGACGGAGAGUGCCGCGUGUGUACGUGCAUGAGGAAACCCAACACCCUCAACCAAACAAUAGCCGUCUGCAAAACCACAUGUACGCUGUCUUGUACUAAGGGCUAUAAACUCGUUAUGCCGGAAAAUUCAGCCGGCUGUUGCAGGUGUCAGUUAAUAAAUGGGACUUCAACCACAGUCAAAAUGUAUUUGGGGACUGGAAAUAGUUUAACAAUAAGUGUGGAAAAUGCAAAGUCUCCUUCAUUAUCCACGGCAGCAAUUGGAAUACUGCUGCCAGGUCACAGUGAACCGGCUCGACCAGGAAACCAAGCUCAACGAUUGAAAACACCUACAACAAUAUCAACCCAACAAUUUCUGUUAGUAUCAAACAUAGAGAGUCUAUCAACGACAAUGUCUUCGGAGAAUUCCAAAACAACGAAGGUAAGAAGCUGGAUGGUAACGAGAUCUUCGGGAGGGUCAAUAACAACGAUAACAGCAACAACAACAAAAACAAGAAAAAUAAAAACGGUAGUGGUAAAUUUAUCAACGGUGGAAUCAACGGCAUCCACAACUAAAGAGCCAGAAACAACAGAGUUAUCACGUGCGACACCGGCAAUAUCCGAAAAGGAGCUAAAACAAACAAAGACAACAGAACCGACAUCGCUAAUUUCAGCAAAGGGAGGGAGUAAAGCAGUUUCAACAAGUCUUACAGCUAUUCUAACCUCAUCAAUGUCAUCUGUAAAAGAAUUGACAAGAACACCAACUGUGGGCAGUCUGAUAUCGACAAAACCCACUCGGGAAUCAACGUAUAAGUCAUUAAGUCCACUAUCAAACGUAUCUGCAAAGGAGUUUGUUAAAACACAGUUAUCAUCCCCCACAUGGACGGUAUCCUCAGAGAAAUCAGCAAAAACGACAAGUCCAACAACAACAAUAACCACUCAGGAAGCGACAACUGGAAAGGCAACAGGUUUGUCUAAGACAGCGUUAUCUCCAACAAAAUCGAGAACAAUUUCCAAGGAGACAAGCUCGACCACAGCAAUGGCCACGGAGGAAUCAAUGAUACAGAAAGUUGGAAGGCCAAUAGGUUCGACAUUUACGUCUUUUAAACAACAACUGUCAGCAACACCAAAGGUAUCGAGCCCGAUACCGGAAAUAUCAGCCCUUGGAUCUUUCGUGAGAAAAACAACAAUAACAAGCGCCUCAAGCGCAACGUCCGCCACAAUUAUCCAAGUUCCUUCACCAGCUGUGGUGAGCUCUUUAACAACUCAGUCAGUUCCGACAGUAUCCGCAUCGACGGUUGUGGGGACACCUACCACGACGACUCUCUCAAAACCAACAACAUCAACAGCUCUUCCAAAAAGCACGAGCUUUGCACAAACUUCUUCAGAAACAGGGACUACAAAGCCGACAUCAACCUGGGAAAUUCCAACAGUUUCUCCAUCAACGAUGGUGACACCUACUGCGGAACCAAUUACAUCAAAAGCCGUUCCGAAAAGCACGAGCUUUCCACAAACUUCUUCAAUAGCAGGGACUACAAAGCCGACAACAUCCAUUCAACCAGUAACGGAAAUUACAGAGGCUGAAGCUCCAAUAUCACGAUGCAAUAUCACUUCAGAGCCAAGAAGUAUUGUUGACAAAUCCGGCUGUUCUAACACUCAUCCAAUUCAACAGACAACUUGCAAUGGUUUUUGCAACUCAAACGCGGUCUUGAACAUAACCUCAUCUUGGGUCGACAUCGAAUGUUCUUGCUGUAAACCCAAGAAUUUUAGCGUCGCGAACGUGUCAAUGAAAUGCCCAGAUGGCAGUACUAAAGUUUUGAAGUACUUGGUUAUUACCGAAUGUGGCUGUGAAACUUGUGACAGCAAUGCCUAUAAAAGAAGGCUGCAAACUGUCCUAGGCGUUUUUCAAGGGAAUGUGACUGAAAUAACAAAUGACAACAGAAUGAAUUAGGACACUGCAUUGCCUUGUUAGCAUCACGGACAUUGGACAUUAGAAAAUUUAGCCUUUCAAGCAGACUCUCUACAGCGGGCAGCCGCGAAUCCUGCGAGAUUCAAGCCAGCGAGCGAGAGGAGCACGCGAGAAAUCUAGGAGAGAUCUCACUCUUUAUGCCAGAACUUGCGCGAACCUCUCGUGCACUUAUAUUUCUCGCUGACUCGAAACGCGCAGGCUUCGCGAGAGCCUGGUCGGAUAAGUUUGGUAUGUUUAAGUGAUAUUUAGAAUGUUUCAGACCAAAAGGUGUUAGAAAUAACUAAGGUAGAAUACAACAGAAUGAGGAUAUGUACAUCUUGUCUCUUGGUUACAAAGACAUACUACCAAAAUAAGUGCAAAUACAUUAUACGUGUGAGCAAUGUUCGCACGAAAAAAUUGUAUUUAUGAGUUGCCGGCAGUUUUUAAAUUCCAAGCACUUUUAUUUCCCUCAUGAGCCGAGGCUGAAUCGCCACGCCCGAGGCUUUCUUCGCACAGAGAAAUUUCCGAGCAUUUUCCUCCAUCAUAUGUCAUUGAAAAAACAUUGUAACUUUAUAAAAAUAGUGAAUAUUUAAGAUUAAAGUUUGAGUGUAGUUAUUAUU